Molecule: messenger RNA, 3274 nt
Organism: Rhinichthys klamathensis goyatoka
Lineage: Eukaryota; Metazoa; Chordata; Actinopteri; Cypriniformes; Leuciscidae
Gene: sesn1
Product: sestrin 1
Exons: 11
Coding region: 137-1777 (546 amino acids)
Biological process (GO): positive regulation of macroautophagy; cellular response to leucine starvation; cellular response to L-leucine
Cellular component (GO): nucleus
Molecular function (GO): L-leucine binding; oxidoreductase activity, acting on peroxide as acceptor
Source: RefSeq, a predicted model, not a curated record
CAAAAGACUGAAAUCGACUGAAGAGCUAGAGCGCAGGAAGGUCUCAUUCAACGGGAGCAGAAAAGAGACGACUAGAGAGAAUGUCAAUUUAUCUACCAGGUGUCCCUAUAUAACUGAAGAAUAGUUGACUGUUACAAUGAUGGAUGUGAGAGACUCUGCGGGAAGGUGGGAUGCUCUGGGAAGUAGAGACUCGAGCUUCAGACAAUCAGCGAUGGAGCUCAUUCACCAGGAGGUGAUGAGGAGAAUAGAGAACAUCGGGCCGAUACCGAACCCACAGUCCUCCUCUCCCCCUGCCAUGGAUGCCCUGUCCAGUGAUCUCAACUCUCUUCUUGCCCAUGUCCUGAUGCUCUCCAAAAGGUGUCCUUAUGAAGACGUCAGGAAGAAAUGCAUAUGUUUGCUCCAGAAGGUUCAGGAUGUUGGAGUGCGAAUCCCCAGACCGAUGGGAAAUGGACCAAGUAGAUUCAUACCAGAGAAAGAGAUACUUCAAGUCAGUAAAUUGGAUGAAAGAACACAGUCGAUUUUUGAAGACGCCUUUGCAGUGCUCGGUCGCCUUGACAACAUCUCCUUGGUGAUAGGGUUCCAUCCUCAGUAUCUGGAGAGCUUUCUUAAGACACAGCAUUACCUGCUUCAGAUUGACGGCCCCUUGUCUCUGCACUGCAGACAUUAUAUAGGGAUAAUGGCUGCCGCCAGGCACCAAUGCACAUAUCUGGUCAACCUGCACGUCAAUGACUUCCUGCAGGUUGGAGGUGAUCCCAAGUGGUUGAAUGGCCUGGGAGAAGCUCCACAGAAGCUGCAGGCUCUCGGGGAGCUCAAUAAGAUCCUGGCCCACCGCCCCUGGCUGCUCACCAAAGAACACAUCGAGCAUCUACUGAAGGCAGAGGAGCACAGCUGGUCCCUGGCUGAGCUGAUCCACGUUGUGGUGCUACUCACACACUAUCACGCUCUGGCUUCCUUUACCUUUGGUUGCGGCAUCACACCUGACAUCCAAACAGAUGGAGGACAUACAUUCAGGCCGCCCUCGCUCAGCGGUUACUGCGCUUGUGACAUUGCCAAUGGCAACAGCGCCCUGGAGGAGAUGUUUGGGAACCAGCAGGUGUCGGAGUCGUCUGGCGAGGUGGAAGUGCUGAUGGAGAGGAUGAAGCAGCUCCAGGAAUGCCGUGACGAAGAGGAAGCCAGUCAGGAGGAAAUGGCCACUCGUUUUGAGAGGGAAAAGACAGAGAGCAUGCUGGUAGUCACCUCCGAGGAUGAGGAGUGUGUACCAUCCAGGGAUGUUUCACGACACUUCGAAGACCCUAGUUACGGCUACAAAGACUUCUCCAGGAGAGGAGAACAUGUACCCACCCUCAGAGUGCAGGACUACAGUUGGGAAGACCAUGGCUUUUCCCUUGUGAAUCGGCUGUAUCCGGAUUUUGGACAGCUUCUUGAUGAAAAGUUCCAGAUCGCAUUCAAUUUAACAUACAAUACAAUGGCGACACACCAGGGUGUGGACACUUCGAUGCUCCGUAGAGCCAUCUGGAACUACAUCCACUGCAUGUUCGGGAUUCGGUACGAUGAUUAUGAUUAUGGAGAAAUUAACCAAUUGUUAGACCGCAGUUUUAAAGUCUACAUCAAAACCAUGGUGUGCAGUCCAGAGAAGAUCACCAAGAGGAUGUACGAGAGCUUCUGGAGGCAGUUUCAGCACUCUGAGAAAGUUCACGUUAAUUUGCUUCUUAUGGAAGCGCGCAUGCAGGCAGAACUGCUCUACGCUCUGAGAGCUAUCACUCGCUACAUGACAUGAAGUGCUGUUCUUGUCUACCUUUUUUAAUUUUUUUACUGUUGUUGAUGUUGCUACAGUGGGACACUUCAAUAAAUGUAAAAACGACAAAAAAAAAUGGAAAAAGAAAACUGAGGAAGAAGAAGAACGCUUGAGCAGCGGUGGAAGACAAUGAGGAGAUUGUUGUCAACUGAACCCACUUGCUGAAUAACUUGUGUGGCUGCUCAGCCUGCAGUGCCAAAACUGGCCACUGGGGGCCGUCUGAGCAAACUCAAUCCCUCAAGUGUGCAAGAGGACAAGCUGAGACUGCGAGCUUCUGGAGGCCAGACCUCCUUUAGUAUUUCAAAUGCAUCUGCGAUAAGAUGCCAUAUAAUCAUAUCUUCUUUUUGUGAGAUGAGAUUUAAAAAAAACACACACACACACACACCCACACACGAAUAGCAACUCCAGCACCGGUGCAGAUAGACUGCACAAACAUCCCUAUCUUCUAGUGUUUUUUCCAUAUCGUUUUAUAUUGUUUUUAUUUUAUUUUUCCAGCAGUGGCUAGAGAUAGAAACAUUACUGAUUUUGCAUAAACGCGUGCCUAGUCAUGCGCAGCACUGGCAGCAGAUGCUGAGGUGCCGUCUGUUCAUGCUGCUUUUCUCAACUGAGAGGCCUCAAAGACACCCAAACCAUCACCCAUUUGUAUAAGCUAAACCAGGAACGAUUGUGUUAUUGUGAGUGUGAGAGCGCAAUUCAAAAUGAAUAGUGGCCUGAGCCCUUGUUAGAGUUUACUGUAAGACACCACUUUGUCUCUUGCGUGACAUAGUCAAUGUGUGAAUGGGGGGGGUAAAAAAUCCAUUGACUCUUUUUAGGUUUUCAUGCAUUAAAAAUAUCAAAGCACUUUUUAAACAAGACAAAUUUUAAGCUUCAGCUGUUAUGUAGCUAUUUUGUUUCAAUGACUCUUUUCUAUCUUUUUUUAUAUGUGUUGGUGACUUUCAAAGUGAAAAGGUCUUCCUUUUGUAACAUGCUUCCUGUUGUCAUGCCUUAUCUGUCUUCCUUUUAAUGCACGGUCAUCUUUUUGUUGUUUUUAAUUUUGAGGUUUAUUAUAACUAAAUACCUCCUGUUGUGUAUCCUUAAAUAACUAAGUGCUGUCUGGUGAGCAAAACUUUGUCUUAAGUGGCUGCCUGUCGUGGACUACAAUCUGUACAGACCUAGACGCUAAGAACCAGGCAACCCGCACGACUUCACGGUUGUGGGGUUAAACUAUGCUUGUUCUCAUUCUUAGAACUUUAAUCAGUGUAACUAAGCAGUUUUGUUUCGAGUGUGUGUGUGUGCGCAAGCGGGGUGGAUUCUCUGCUGUCUUUUUUUGUUUACUAAAACCAGUUAAGUACUGCAUUCUGAUGAUGGCAGGACUAGAGGGAUGGUACUUUUUCCAUUGGAAACGAGGAGGUUUUAAGUCAGACUUGAGAGACUUAUGUCAGUUACUGACACUUUUAUAAGAAAAUAUUUGAUUAAAAAAAAAUAAAACAUGGUAUUUCA